CCUCAAUCAUCAUCCCCAUCACUAUCACCACCACCACCAUCACCAUCAGCAGCAGCAGCAGAUCAGCCACACCUCUCAAACUAAAGAUCCACCGCCUCCUUCAAGCACACCGCCCAAACACGGCGACGUGUCCACGCAGCAGACGCCACCACCGCCAAGCCCUUCAUCCAGAUGUCUGAGGCGCCAGGUGCUAGGAAGAGCACGGACUCGCGCCCUCGGUCGGCGGCGUGGUGAUCGACCAUGACCUCCUCCGAUCCAGUCUUCUCGGUUCCGGUGUCCCGUUCGACGAGGCGGCCAAAACGCCCACCGGCUCCAGUUGGACGCGCGCCGACCAAAGGCUCCCAGCACACUCCUCAGAAGCCGACACUUCCUCCCCCUGUCCUUCAAUGCUCGCUGUCUUCUCCGUCCCGCAACCCCCACACAGAGAGUGCUCGCUGUUCAUCGUCCAUUUUGCUCCCAAGCACCACCCCACAAUGACCUUCGCUCCCAAAGAAGCGAAAACGCACGCCCGGAGAAGACGCACAAGGACAGCGAGACCAGGAGAAAGCCAUCUCACUCGCGACAGGGCGGUGUCCACGACGCUGGCGACGGGCAGUCGAUUGGGUUUGGGAACAAAAACCCUCUCUGGCGAGGACUCUGCUGAUAUAGCUGCAUUCUCAACCCCUGCUCUUGAAAUUGGAGGUACCGGUAUUGCUGGGACCACUGGUCGUGAAAUUACGCUUCACCCCUUCAUUUCUGACAUCCAGGAGAGUCCAGGAGGGGAUGUGCUGAAGGCGAUGGUAGUACAGAUUCGCUAUUUGUGAGAACCACCCAGAAUGGCAAAGGAGACACCCUUGUUCGGGGAUUUCAGGUGUUUCUUGUCAGUUAAAAGAUCGUUCACGUCGACUCCUCCCACCACCGCAUAUUGCACAAAGGCCGUGUUCAUGCCUGAAGCCUCGAUCAGCAGCUGCUCCAGUCGGCUGGACAUCAACUAACUGGAGGACCUCGACUUGAUCAUUCUAUUACACGGAGGAGUCGAGUCGUGGGAACCACCAUUCACUGCGCUCCGGUUCUUGGUGCACGGCAUGGGGGGAGCAGGGUCUGGUCUGGACGGAGCCCGACGCCCGCAGAUCCAAGACAAGAUCGCCGGGCUCGAAAUGUCAUCCUGGGCCUGGACUCAGGAGUUGGCAUGCUGCUGCCAGACGUCUUGGUGGAGCUAUGGAUCGGAAGCGAGGCGGGCAGUUUUACUUCUCGCAAAACGUCUCCAACGGACAUGGAGGAGGAGCAUAGAGUCGAGUGCUAGGAGAGAGCGUCAGACAUCCCAUCAGACAAUCCAUAUGACACAAUCCUUUGGGGAUUAUAUAUCUGUCUGCUGCUGCGGCAUUUGAGGAAUGAAACGCCACG
Molecule: messenger RNA, 1383 nt
Organism: Cladophialophora immunda
Lineage: Eukaryota; Fungi; Ascomycota; Eurotiomycetes; Chaetothyriales; Herpotrichiellaceae
Exons: 1
Coding region: 387-803 (138 amino acids)
Source: RefSeq, a predicted model, not a curated record